AUGUCGACCGACUUGGUGUUUGUCAAAGAAAUCUCGGCUACGGCAAUUACAGGCAAAGAUGCAUGGAAUAGACCAACACCACAGCCAAUCACUAUAUCUGUAUUUUUAAACACCGAUUUCCACAAAGCAUCGGUUACAGAUAAUUUAAAGUACAGUGUCAACUAUGCUGUUUUGACGAGACAUAUUUCAGAUUUUAUCAAGUCAAACGAGCACAAGAACUUCAAGUCAUUAGGCAGUAUUGCCGAGGCUGUAUCGCAAAUUGCUCUCGAUGAAAAGAAUGGAGGGAGCGAGGUUGCAAAAGUAGUGAUAAAGAGUCCAAAGUCGGAAAUAAGAGCCGAUAGUGUGGAGUAUGAGUUGAUUAGAAGCAAGAAUAAUCCCUCGGCCAAUUUUGAUAGCUACAAUGUCACCAAGUUGAGGCUUUUAACAAUCAUUGGUGUUUUUACUUUCGAAAGACUUCAAAAGCAAAUUGUUGAUGUUGAUUUAAGCAUCAAAAUAAGAAAGGACGAUCCUAGAUUGGACUUUCAUAAUGUUGUUCGUGAUAUUGUUGAUUAUGUUGAAUCCUCUAAUUUCAAAACUGUUGAAGCGUUGGUAUUCAAGAUUGGACAAUUGACUUUUCAAAAUUAUCCAAAUGUUGGGAUUGAGUCUGUUGAUGCAAAAGUAACAAAGCCAAAUGCGUUUAGUCAUGUAGAGGGUGUUGGUGUCAGUUCUAUAAUGAUGCCAGAGAAUUUCAAGGACGUUGAACCAUUGGCUUUAAAAGAUGUGCUGCAUGAUAAGGGUGAUUUUAAUUUACCUGUUGAGGACCAAGAUAGACAAAAUUAUAAAGGAAGACAUGUUGCGUUUGUUGCAAUAGGAUCCAACAUCGAUCAAAUGGAAAACAUCUCAAAGGCCCUCGAGAGGUUAAAGUUUUAUGACAUCACUCUCGAGUCUACAUCGUCCAUGUAUAUAUCAAAGCCAAUGUAUCACCUUGACCAACCUGAUUUCUUCAACGCAGUGGCUAAGGUCUCAUUUACUGAUUAUUCUCCCCAUAGAUUAUUGGAAAUCUUGAAAGAAAUAGAGUAUCAACAUGUGGCUAGAGUUAAGGAAAUUGAAAACGGCCCUCGCACGAUUGACUUGGACAUUUUGCUUUAUGAUAAUGUGCAAAUCAACACCAGUGAUUUAAUUAUACCGCACAAACUAAUGUUGGAAAGGACAUUUGUAUUACAGCCCCUCUGCGAGUUGUUACCUCCAGAUCAAACCCACCCCAUAAGUGCUGAGUCAUUUCACGACCAUUUGCAACAGUUGUUGACUGACAAGCCAGAAGAUCAUAUUCAAGAAGACUCCAGUUUGUUGCAAUUCAUUCCUGUGCCGAGAAUUUCAACUAAGGACAAUGUAAUGAAAUUUGACCAGAUUAAUUAUAAAUCGCCCACUUUACUUAUGGGGAUAUUGAACAUGACACCGGACUCGUUUAGUGAUGCCGGUAAAUAUUUUUCUUCUUCAUUGGAUGAAAUAGUGAAAGAGGCAGAUAACCUUGUCCAACAAGGGGCAGAGAUUAUUGACAUUGGAGGAGUUUCAACCAGGCCAGGCAGCGUGGAGCCAUCAGAAGCGGAGGAGCUUGAACGUGUACUACCUCUUGUUCAAGGGAUUAGACAAUCGACUAAUCCAAAUUUGGCCAAUGUGUUGAUCUCCAUCGAUACUUAUAGAUCCAACGUGGCGAAGCAAUGUCUCGAAGCUGGAGCUGAUAUCAUCAACGAUAUAUCUAUGGGCAGAUAUGACGAACGUAUUUUCAAUGUGGUGGCAGAGUAUGGCUGCCCCUACAUCAUGAAUCAUUCCAGAGGUACUCCACAGACUAUGUCGAAACUAACAAGAUAUGAGCCAAACAAGAAUGACGAUAUUGUACAAUUUGUCAUCGAUCCAAGGUUGGGGCAACAAGAGACACUAUUCAGUCCUCAGUUGGAUAACUUUCUCAAUGGUGUUUCCCGAGAAUUGUCGCUCCAAAUACUAAAGAGUUUCCGAGCUGGUGUAAAAAAGUGGCAAAUUAUAUUAGACCCCGGGGUUGGGUUUGCCAAAAAUUUGAACCAAAAUUUAGCAUUAAUUGCCAAUGCAUCAUUCUUUAAAAAAUAUUCGAUUCAGGUUAACCAGCAAAAUCUUGAAAAUUCACUGGACACAACGCAUUCCCUGUCUUAUUUGAGUUUCAAUGGGAUGAGUGUAUUGAUUGGCACAUCGAGAAAGAAAUUUUUGGGAACUAUUACAGGCAAGAUAGACUCCCCUUCUGAUCGAGUCAUGGCUACUGCUGCGACAGUUACCUCAUCAAUUGAACAGCAUGCCGAUUUCGUAAGAGUUCAUGAUGUCGAAAAAUGCAAAGACGUUGUUAUGACUAGUGAUGCGAUAUACAAAAACAUUUCUAUAUAA
Molecule: messenger RNA, 2388 nt
Organism: Lodderomyces margitis
Lineage: Eukaryota; Fungi; Ascomycota; Pichiomycetes; Serinales; Debaryomycetaceae
Gene: FOL1
Product: trifunctional dihydropteroate synthetase/dihydrohydroxymethylpterin pyrophosphokinase/dihydroneopterin aldolase
Exons: 1
Coding region: 1-2388 (795 amino acids)
Biological process (GO): tetrahydrofolate biosynthetic process
Cellular component (GO): mitochondrial envelope
Molecular function (GO): dihydroneopterin aldolase activity; dihydropteroate synthase activity; 2-amino-4-hydroxy-6-hydroxymethyldihydropteridine diphosphokinase activity
Source: RefSeq, a predicted model, not a curated record